Molecule: messenger RNA, 2798 nt
Organism: Patella vulgata (common limpet)
Lineage: Eukaryota; Metazoa; Mollusca; Gastropoda; Patellidae
Product: protein PRRC2C
Exons: 18
Coding region: 219-2798 (859 amino acids)
Biological process (GO): cell differentiation
Source: RefSeq, a predicted model, not a curated record
UACAUAUCGCCAUUGAUCGCCAUUUUGUUUGUUCUCGAAUCUGGACUGUAUACUGUGUAGAAUCUGAGUGAAAUCCAGGGCCAUCCGUCCGUUUUACACACAAAUUAAUCUGUCAGUUUGUUCUGAAACUUAACCCAUAGGAACGGGCCGGCAUAAAAGCUGUUCCCGUCCACAAGGGUGUAUGAAUACAAGGCCUUCAAUGUUCGUUCUUCGACAAGAUGUCCUCAGUCGCGGGGCACGGCAGUAAAGGGGAGAAAGGCAAGGGAAAAUACACAGCAAUUAACAUCAAUAAUCUUUAUAAAGGCAAAACUACAGAAACUCAGAAGACAACAAUCACAAGACAAUAUGGCUUGCAAAGCUUGGGUAAAGUGGGAAGUGUUCGGCGAAUGCCGCCACCAGCCAAUUUACCAAGUUUAAAAAGUGAAAGCAGUGGAAACGAUCCAAAUAUAAACCUAGUUCCAACAGGAGGUUCAGGAUGGGGUGCGAAAGAGAAGGAGAAGGAAAGCGGUGGUGCUCAAAGUUCACCAUCUCAAGCUACAGUACCUACUACACAAUCGGCACAAUCUACAGUAAAGACAAGUACACCUGGGGGCACAAAUGCGGGUGUCAAGUCAUGGAGCAGUGUUACAGUCGGGGGCAAUGUUCAAGGAGCAGUUGUAAGUCAUCAAUCACCAAUGUUCAAAGAAGAAUUUCCCACAUUAGCAGGGGACGAGAAAGAUGGCAAAAUACAGAAAGAAGGUGGAACAGGAGAAGAAAAGGAUGUUCAGUAUGGACCCGGGCCAAGUUUGCGACCACAGAAUGUCGGAAGUUGGCGAGAAGGCGGAGGGCGGGGUACCUCUCAGCAGCCACAAAAAGGAGAAUUGACUACAUCACCCUCUCAGCCUACAGCAAACCAGACAGAAACACAAGCGAAUGGCCCCCAGACCCCGAUAUCCGUUAGUAAUCAGUCACCUGUACCGCCCAUGCCAGGACGUCCUGGCUCUACCCAGGGUCCACCUCAGGGCCCCCUACCAAUGGGACCUAUGGGAAUGCCACCACCACAAUAUAGAGGAAUGAUGCCACCAUAUAUGUUUGGUAGAAAUUUUCCUGGUCCAGGUUUUCCACCAAAUUAUCCUGGUAUGCCUAGACCAUUUCCAUACGAUGGACGCUUUCAAAGGGGUCCACCACCUGUUCAAAAUCGACCUAAUAGUAAUAAUGCAGGGGAUGAAGAUGGACAACAGGCCAUGUCAUUUCAUAGAGCAGCUAUCAUUACAGAUAAAGAUUUGAAAAACUUUGAUCAGAUAUUAAAAGCUGAACCCAGUGAUGGAGGUUGGGCAGGUGCACAGGGGGAGAUUGAUUAUAGUGCUAAGUUGGUAUUUAGUGAUGAAGAAGAUGAAGGAUCAGAGAAAAAUCGUGAAAGAAGGAAGCGACAACAACAUCAUCGACAAUAUGAUAAACGAACAGAUCGUGAUGAACAUGAUGGAGAUUAUUCUGAUCAACACGGUGAACGUGAUAGAGGUGAACCUAGAGACCGAGUAGAUAGAAGACAAAGCCCUCAUGAUAAAGAUAUUGAUCAAGACAAGGAUAAUCAAGGUAGAGAUAAUGUUCCAAGAGAGAAUUGGCAGGGUCAAGUACCUCCACAGUUCCGUGGUGGUCAACAAAGACAUCCACAUCCUGGAAUGGAUGCUAGAGGCUGGCCAAUGCAUCCAUAUGAUUAUCCCAUGAGACCUCCAUUUCCAUUCAGAAUGGCACAUCCAGGCCAGCAGCGCACACCUUUUGGGCAUCCUGCAGCUGGUCCUGCACCACCACCACCACCACCACCUCAACAAGCUUCUUCCCCAAGUAAGAAAUCUUGUGAAGAUGAUGACGAGCUCUGGCAACAAAGACGUAAACAGUCAAGUGAUGAAGUAUCGGCUAUUGUACAGAGAGCUAGACAAAGACGAGAGGAAAGUGAGAAAAAAUCUGAAGCCGAGCGUAAAGCUGCUGCAGCAGAGAAACUUAAACAGUUAGAUGAAAGAAGUAAAAAAAGGGAGGAAGUGAAGUCAGAAGAUGAAGACAAGAAGUCUGAAGGACGCACUAGUCGUACUAGUGAAAGUAGCGAGAAAGAUCCCAGGGAACGUAUUCCCAGUAGAGAUGGAACUAAACAUCCACCGAGUAACCAGGGUUAUAAUAAAUCUAGGAAUACAGUACCCCCACGCUUCCAGAAGCAACAACAGGAACAGAUGAGACAGUCUGUUACAACAUCACAAAGUCCAGGUACUGCUGGUACACACACAGGAAUGCCACCACAAGGCUUUCGUCAAGGGCCUCCACCCCAUUGGCCAUAUGAUAUGAGAGCUUGGGCUAGCAUGACACCAUUCAUGGAUCCUAGAUAUGGUGGCAGACCACCUGUUGAUAUGCAAGGAAUGCCAAUGUUCCCGCCACAAGUUCGUAGGAGAACUGAUAGUCAUGGAUCUGGUGCUGAUAGCCAGGAUGAUAAUAGACCGUCGGACUCUACUUUUGAACAACAACAGCGUGAUCACAGAAACUGGUUAGAAAGUAGAGGUUAUCCUCCACCUCCAUCUCAUCCAGGUGCCUAUGAUGAAAUGAGAAGAGCUCAGAAUUUCUAUAUGUUUCAGCAAGAAUAUGAGAGAUAUGAAAUGGAAAGAAAUUCCAGGGAUUAUGAUCGCCAAAAUGCUGGAGAAGAUGACCAUGAAUCUGGUGCCAGUGAUCACGAGAGUAUUAAUAAAGAUGAGGAGGAUCAUAAGAGUGAAGGACCAAGAGAGGUGUUAGAUGAUGUAAAUAAUGAUAGAACAGAUAAAGAUGAUAAGUUAGUUUGA